CACACUUGGAUAUCCGGCGGCCAAUAUUGCGGGAAAACUUAAGUGCAGGAAGGACGACGCACGGCCAUCAUCAGGUGUAUGUUUUCGUUGUAUUGUACUGGUCAGACUCUCUGUUAACACAAUGAGGACGUUAGAAGAGGUACAGGCAACACUUGAGAUCGCAAAACUCAAGCCAGAGGAUUUGCAGUCCGUUACGCACUGCUUGUCUUUUGGGGAAAACGUGUCGUCGGCGGAUUACUGCCUCAUGGAGCUGGACGAGACACUUUGUAAACACAUUGAAGCUGGGAAGAGCCUUGUCAUCAGAGGGGACAAAAAUGAGCACGCCAUUCUGUGCAGUGAUGACAAAACGUACGACCUCAAGAUAGCAGACACAUCCAACUUGCUGCUGUUUGUGCCUGGAUGCAAGACAGCUGAUCAGAUGAAGGACGAGCCAAAGGAUUCUCAGCUGGUCCAUGCAGAGGUGUGGGGCUUCUCCAGCUGCUACUGGGAACUGAAGCUGCAGCGCCCCAAGCUGAAGAAACUGAAGAAGCUUUUGAUGGAGCAGCCAUAUGAGGGCCCACCGCUACGCACAGAAGAACAGCCGCGAGAGCCAGAACAACUGUACACCUCUGCAGAGCUUCUGGAGAGGAUCCAGGCCAGUGAAGAGGAGCUCUUCUCCAGCCUCCAGAAAAUUAAUGCUUGUGAAAUAGAUGGCUUCUGGAGAAUGCUGGAUUUCAGUUACGAAAUGAAGGUGUUGGGACACAUAACUCAGCUAGUGGAUUCGGAGUCGUGGUCGCUCACUGAAGUUCCCUUGAGUACCUGUCUUCAGGAACUUGGCUGUCUGGAACCAACGGAUAUGAUAGAGCAUUGCCUGAACUGUUACGGCAGGCGUUACACCACAGAUGAUGGGGAGGUGCAUUUCUCUCUGGACGAGGCGAAGAUCUGCCGGGCCACUGCUCAGAUGAUCCUGCAGAACGCUGUCAAGUUCAGCCUGGCCGAGUUCCAGGAGGUCUGGCAGCAGAGCGUUCCAGACGGCAUGAAGACCACACUCGACCAGCUCAGGGGCUUGGCGCUGGUGGACCGUAGCACAGCUACUCACACCAUUUCUCUGCUAAGGGUGGAAGAUUUACCAGAGGACACGCUGGAGCGCUUCAACUGCCUCUUCAGCAUGAGAGAGAAGUGGACAGAGGCAGACAUCGCCCCCUAUAUAGAGGAUCUAUGUGGAGAAAAGCAGACAACUGGAGCGCUACUUACAAAAUAUGCACGCUCUUCACUGCAAAACGGCGCUAAAGUGUACAACUCCAGAAGGCCUGUGCAAACCUGAACAUACUCCUCUCCACGUCAUUAAAAUGUUCCAUUUUGUGUCGCCAUUAUGUAUAUUGUCUGUUUAUAAUAAAAAACAAAAUGUAUGAAAAUGUG
Engraulis encrasicolus (European anchovy) is the source of this 1398-nucleotide messenger RNA. It is a transcript of the gene dscc1, whose product is annotated as DNA replication and sister chromatid cohesion 1. The record is from RefSeq and is a predicted model, not a curated record. Lineage: Eukaryota; Metazoa; Chordata; Actinopteri; Clupeiformes; Engraulidae. The transcript is spliced from 9 exons. Bases 122 to 1303 code for a protein of 393 amino acids. Gene Ontology annotation, cellular component: Ctf18 RFC-like complex; chromosome, centromeric region; chromatin. Gene Ontology annotation, biological process: maintenance of mitotic sister chromatid cohesion; mitotic sister chromatid cohesion.